ACUCCUAUCUUCCGUAGAAGCAAAUCAAUACACGAACUUGGACAUAACCUAAUUAUGUUUUUCUUCAACACUGUUUAGACCUUAGCCCUGUUAUUAAAAAAUAAAAGCGUCACAGGCUUGUCAGCGUCAGGCCAAUGUGCCCCAUUUCCAUUGAUCCACCGUUUUCUUUGGCCAACCCUAAUAUAGACUCUCUCGCAAUUUCAGCCAUCUGUAUAUCAUCAUUACAUUACAUGUUUAAUUGAGGGGUUUAAUGGGUUUUUUUUAUUGGCUUAAUUUAGGUCAUUUUUUUUUUCAACAAAGGUUGUAAAUUUAUGUGGUGACGCAGCUACGUGCACGAUCCAAGGCGUCAAUGGGUAAAAAUUUGUUUGGUGCGAAAUUUGUUUGGUUCUGAACUAACCUUCCUAGCAUUUUCUAGCUCUACCUACCAUUCGUGAUUCUUAGUUAGCAUUGCAAAACCUGUAUUCUUAUACAGUGUUUUCUUAAGUAUCAUUGUUCUGAUUUGCCUUCAAGUUGAUUGACGAUUAGCUCAAUAUCAGAUUCUCCUUUUAUUUUAUAUUCUGCCCACUUUAUCCACUGCCGCACCUGCUGUCACAUUUGGUGUGGAUCGUCUAGUGGAUGAUGACGCCAAGGCUUUCUUAGGGAUCGACGAAAAAAUACACACACACACAUAUACAUAUGCAUGCUUGACUAGGAUUUCAUAACCUGUUCUGGGGUGCUUUGGUGUGGUUUCUGCAUCACCAACCACAAGAGCCAUGGCAGGUCUCAAUGUGCCUAUUUUCCUUCUUGUCAUCAUUAGCUUUGGUUUGUGGGUGCUUUAUGCAUCUGCAGAACUUCAGAGAUAUGCACACCCCUCAAAAACUGAUGAAUCCCUGAGCUUCUUGGUUAUUGGUGAUUGGGGAAGAAGAGGAGCUUACAAUCAAUCCGAAGUUGCUUUCCAGAUGGGGAAGGUUGGAGAGAAGCUUGACAUAGACUUUGUAAUAUCUACUGGAGACAAUUUCUAUGACAAUGGACUCACUGGCCAACAUGACACUGCGUUUGAAGAAUCAUUCACUAAUAUUUACACAGCAAAAAGCCUGCAAAAGCAGUGGUACAGUGUGUUAGGAAACCAUGACUACAGGGGUGAUGUAUUGGCCCAAUUGGGCCCUGUCCUUAGAAAGCUUGAUAGCAGAUGGCUUUGCUUAAGGUCUUUUAUUGUAGAUUCAGAGCUGGCUGAGAUUUUGUUUGUAGACACUAGUCCUUUUGUUGAGGAAUACUUCUCUGAUCCAGGUGAACAUAGAUAUGAUUGGAGAGGAAUUCUCCCAAGAAAAUCUUAUGUUAACAACUUGCUUAAGGAUGUGGAAUCGGUACUGAGAGAAUCGAGAGCAAAGUGGAAAAUAGUUGUAGGUCACCAUGCAAUUAGAAGCGUUGGUCAUCAUGGUGAUACAAAAGAACUUAUAAAGUUGCUUCUCCCAAUUCUUCAGGCUAAUAAAGUUGACUUCUACAUGAAUGGGCAUGACCACCGUCUUGAACACAUAAGUGACACACACAGCCCCAUACAGUUCCUGACUAGCGGAGCUGGGUCAAAGGCUUGGAGGGGAGACGUCAAAAAAGUAAAGGGAGGAGGACUAAAUUUCUUCUAUGAUGGACAAGGUUUCAUGUCGGUGAAAUUGACUCAGACAGAUGCAAACAUUGAGUUCUAUGAUGUUUCUGGCAAAGUGUUGCAUAGAUUAACUACGUCAAAGCAGCUAUAUUCAUCCAUGUAAAAUUUUUUAUGGCUUUGGUCGUAAGUUUAGAAAUCCACAAGGUUGUUGGAAUCUGUAAUAGAUGGUUUCUUAAUUCUCAAUCCUGUUUUCCAUGCUUAAUCAUAGCGCAUAUCCAUUCCUCAGUAAGAGAUUCUGAAUGCAGGAGUUGAAAUUUCAUAACUGAAAGUACUCGUCUUCUUCAGUGUU
Molecule: messenger RNA, 1928 nt
Organism: Prosopis cineraria
Lineage: Eukaryota; Viridiplantae; Streptophyta; Magnoliopsida; Fabales; Fabaceae
Product: purple acid phosphatase 17-like
Exons: 7
Coding region: 753-1742 (329 amino acids)
Molecular function (GO): ferrous iron binding; ferric iron binding; acid phosphatase activity
Source: RefSeq, a predicted model, not a curated record